Messenger RNA from Saccostrea cuccullata (small rock oyster), 1359 nucleotides. RefSeq lists its product as uncharacterized. Lineage: Eukaryota; Metazoa; Mollusca; Bivalvia; Ostreida; Ostreidae. The coding region runs from base 96 to 1124 and encodes 342 amino acids. The record is from RefSeq and is a predicted model, not a curated record. The transcript has 4 exons.
AAAAGUACAUAACUUGUGUGUGGAUUUAAAGAUCCUAACGAACCCCCGUAAUAAACACUUUGCUGUAGGUCGAUGACCGCUGUAAAUUCUGGAUAAUGGCAUCCACUACCGGGGCUCGGGAUCUGGAGCAGAUAGUACGGGACGGACUCAGUACAUUAGUGCUGGGGUUCGGAUACAAGGUGGGGAUCGUUGACCACUUCAUUAAAAUCAAGCAACCAUGUACUGCAGAGGAACUCAGUCAGCAAGCCGGGAUGAAGAUAAGGUAUAUACAAGAGUGGCUGGGAUGCAUGGCAGCCUCGGGGAUCGUACAAGUCCAUGACGACGGACGGUAUUCUCUUCCUUAUGAGGAGAAAGUACUGAGGGAACAGGGCCAUAUUGCCAAUGCCCUGCCGAUACUGUGUGAAGCAGUGCCUCUUCUUGAGAAAGCAGUUACUGAAGAUGGACCCAGAGGUUACCCGUAUACUGCACCAUUCCUGAAAUUCGUGGAUGGAUUUCGCACACCAGAGGCUGUUCAAAUCUGGAUUCAAAAUUCACUCCGCCCGGUGCUCGAAAUGAAACCAGGUAACGAGUUUACUUUACUAGACUUGGGCUGUGGAUACGGGGCCCACGCUAGGAGGAUAGCUCAUCUGUAUCCCCAGAGUAACGUGUACGGGGUGGACAUGGAUCAGAAAUCCAUAGACCGGGCUAACUCAGAGUUAAACAAGGAGGGAAUUAAGAACGCUCAGUUCGUGUGUACUGUAGGAGGACAACUGCCGAGUGACUGGACAGAAAAGUUUGAUUUCGUCAUCAUAAAUGACGUUCUUCAUGACGCACCAGGAGUGGAUGAACUUCUGACGGAAGUGAAGCGAGUCCUCCGGUCAGAUGGUUUCGCCGCUGCGUUUGAUCCGGCUAUAUCCUCUUAUCAUAAAAACCAGGCAAAUGACAAAAAAUCACAGUUAAUGUUACCAUUUAGUCUUUUUUCAUGUCUUCCCAUGAGCCUUUCGGGCCCUACCGGCGAGGGACACGGGGUGGGAUGGGGCUAUGAGCUCCGGAAGGAGAAGAUAGAACAACAUGGAUUCCGUGUGGUCAGAGUCGGUGACUGUGACGUCAACACGAUACAGGACAGGAUCGUUUUCCAGAAGUAACGUUUUAUGUACAAAUUGACAUCAAAUACAAUUCUUGUACCAGACUUUUGAAAUAUCCAAUCUAAAGAGGCUUUGAAUGCCAAACUUGAUCGUAUGGCUAUAUACUGAACUUUUUAUUUAUGUAUAUACUCUCAAUAUUUUUUUAUAUAAUAAUUUCAAAUUUUUAAUGAUUUAAUCUUAAUAUAUGAUAAAUUCCAGAAAUAAUCAAUUUACCAAAUUAAUAUUCAUUGUAUAG